AUGGACGGGGAUGGUAUCUACGUGACAACAUCAGCCAACGAAGAUGACAAGGACAUCGUUGAUUGUCUAACGGACGGAUACUCGUAUGUCUGGCUUUUAGAUUCGGAAUACGCAUCAGUGUUGAACACGGAAGUUGAGAAUGAUGAUGAUGAUGAAUUUGUUGGUGGAUCGCUUGAGACCCUUCAUCUCAAUACGUCUGCCGAAAUGAAUCAAUAUAUUCAUCAAAUAGCCGGUGUCCUGCGCGUGGGACGGGAAGGGAUCGACUCCAUGCCAGAUGUGUCUAGUCCAGAAUCAUUAUCCAGUUAUUCCAAAGAAGAAAAUUUGGGUAAACCGCAUGCGAAGUACCGCUCAAAAUCAGCACAAUGGACAGAUCACUUACCACGGGAGGAAGAAUGCCUGCUUAGGAGCUGA
Messenger RNA from Opisthorchis viverrini, 411 nucleotides. RefSeq lists its product as hypothetical. Bases 1 to 411 code for a protein of 136 amino acids. NCBI's taxonomy places the organism in Eukaryota, Metazoa, Platyhelminthes, Trematoda, Opisthorchiida, Opisthorchiidae. The record is from RefSeq and is a predicted model, not a curated record. The transcript is spliced from 4 exons.